CUCAGAGCUGCUGUUGUAGACGUAGACUUUGUUAGUUACCUGUUGCGGGUCCUGGUUGCUGCGGUAGACCUCUCCGGAUUUCCACGAUGUUUUUCUACCUGACUAAGAAAAUUGCCAUUCCCAAUAAUGUGAAGCUGAAAUGUAUAUCCUGGAACAAGAACCAAGGGUUCAUAGCAUGUGGCGGUGAAGAUGGAUUACUGAAAGUUUUGAAAUUAGAAACACAGACAGAUGAUGCAAAAUUGAGAGGUCUUGCAGCCCCUAGUAACCUUUCUAUGAAUCAGACUCUUGAAGGUCACAGUGGUUCUGUUCAAGUUGUAACAUGGAAUGAACAGUAUCAGAAGUUAACUACCAGUGAUCAAAAUGGGCUUAUCAUUGUCUGGAUGUUAUAUAAAGGUUCUUGGUAUGAGGAGAUGAUCAAUAAUCGAAAUAAGUCAGUGGUUCGUAGUAUGAGCUGGAAUGCGGAUGGCCAGAAGAUCUGCAUUGUGUACGAAGAUGGGGCUGUGAUAGUUGGAUCAGUGGAUGGGAAUCGUAUUUGGGGAAAAGACCUGAAGGGUGUACAGCUGUGUCAUGUAGCCUGGUCUGUGGAUAGUAAAGUCUUACUUUUUGGAAUGGCAAAUGGGGAAAUACACAUUUAUGAUAAUCAAGGAAAUUUUUUAAUGAAAAUGAAACUGAAUUGUCUGGUGAAUGUCACUGGAGCAAUCAGCAUUGCUGGGAUUCAUUGGUACCAUGGCACAGAAGGCUACGUGGAGCCUGAUUGUCCUUGCCUGGCAAUUUGUUUUGACAAUGGAAGAUGCCAAAUAAUGAGACAUGAGAAUGACCAAAACCCAGUUUUUGUUGAUACGGGCAUGUAUGUUGUCAGUAUCCAGUGGAACCAUAUUGGCAGUGUACUAGCGGUGGCAGGCUCCCAGAAAGCAGUCAUUCAGGAUAAAGAUGUCAACACUGUGCAGUUUUACACUCCAUUUGGUGAGCAUCUGGGUACUCUGAAAGUUCCUGGAAAGCAGAUGUCUGCACUGUCUUGGGAAGGAGGUGGAUUGAAAAUUGCACUGGCUGUUGAUUCCUUUAUAUAUUUUGCAAAUAUUCGACCUGAUUAUAAGUGGGGCUAUUGCUUAAACACAGUGGUUUAUGCAUAUACCAGACCUGAUCGUCCUGAGUACUGCGUAGUAUUUUGGGAUACGAAAAGCAAUGAGAAAUAUGUUAAAUAUGUGAAGAGUCUCAUUUCCAUCACCACCUGUGGCGAUUUCUGUAUUUUGGCUACUAAAGUUGAUGAAAGUCAUCCUCAGGAGGAGAAUGAGAUGGAGACAUUUGGUGCAACAUAUGUGCUGGUUCUUUGUAAUUCUAUUGGCACACCCUUGGACCCUAAAUACAUUGAUAUUGUACCAUUAUUUGUUGCAAUGACCAAGACCCAUGUGAUAGCAGCUUCAAAGGAAGCAUUUUAUACCUGGCAAUAUCGCGUGGCAAAGAAACUCACAGCUUUGGAAAUUAAUCAGAUUAUGCGGUCUCGAAAAGAAGGGAGAGAAAGAAUUUAUCAUGUUGAUGAUAUUCCUUCUGGAUCAGUGGAUGGGGUGCUUGAUUAUAGUAAAGCCAUUCAAGGCACAAGGGAUCCAAUUUGUGCCAUAACUGCAUCUGAUAAGACAUUGAUUGUGGGUCGUGAAUCUGCAGCCAUUCAGAGAUACAGUCUUCCAAAUGUUGCUUUGAUUCAGAAGUAUUCCCUUAAUUCUCGACCCUACCAGUUGUCCUUGAAUUGCAACUCUAGUCGUCUUGCUAUCAUAGACAUUUCAGGAGUUCUAACAUUCUUUGACUUGGAUGCUCGGGUAAUAGACAGUGCAGGACAGCAAGUAGUUGGCGAGUUGUUAAAACUGGAGCGGAAAGAUGUCUGGGAUAUGAAGUGGGCCAAGGAUAAUCCUGAUUUGUUUGCAAUGAUGGAGAAGACAAGAAUGUAUGUUUUCAGAAACUUGGAUCUUGAGGAACCCAUUCAGACCUCUGGAUAUAUUUGUAACUUUGAGGACUUAGAAAUUAAAUCUGUUCUCUUGGAUGAGAUAUUGAAGAAUCCAGAACAUCCCAGCAAAGAUUAUAUCAUUAAUUUUGAGAUUCGGUCCCUGCGAGAUAGUCGAGCAUUGAUUGAGAAGGUUGGAAUUCAAGAUGCAUCUCAAUUCAUCGAGGACAACCCACACCCUCGACUUUGGCGGCUCUUGGCUGAAGCAGCUCUUCAGAAACUGGACUUGGACACUGCAGAACAAGCAUUUGUGCGCAGCAAAGAUUACCAAGGCAUUAAGUUUGUGAAACGCUUGGCCAAUCUGCAGAGCGAGUCAAUGAAGCAGGCUGAAGUGGUUACCUACUUUGGCAGGUUUGAAGAGGCUGAACGAAUGUAUCUUGAUAUGGACAGAAGGGAUCUCGCUAUUGGCCUCCGGCUGAAAUUGGGGGAUUGGUUUAGAGUACUGCAACUCCUGAAAACUGGAUCUGGCGAUGCAGAUGACAGUCUCCUUGAACAAGCCCACAAUGCCAUUGGAGACUACUUUGCUGAUCGACAGAAGUGGUUGAAUGCUGUACAAUAUUACGUACAAGGCCGGAACCAGGAACGUUUAGCUGAGUGUUAUUAUAUGUUAGAAGAUUUUGAGGGGUUAGAGAGUCUUGCCAAUUCACUUCCAGAAAACCACAAAUUGCUUCCAGAAAUAGCACAAAUGUUUGUGAGAGUUGGAAUGUGUGAACAAGCAGUGAAUGCAUUUUUGAAAUGUAAUCAACCAAAGGCAGCGGUAGAUACCUGUGUACAUCUCAACCAAUGGAACAAAGCUGUUGAAUUGGCUAAGAGUCAUAAUAUGAAAGAAAUUGGAUCCCUGUUAGCUAGAUAUGCAUCUCAUUUACUGGAAAAGAAUAAGACUCUUGAUGCCAUAGAACUCUAUCGGAGAGCCAACUACUUUUUUGAUGCUGCUAAACUGAUGUUUAAGAUUGCAGAUGAAGAGGCAAAGAAAAGAGCUAAACCUUUACGUGUUAAGAAGCUGUAUGUACUGUCAGCCUUACUUGUAGAACAAUACCAUGAACAGAUGAAAAAUGCCCAACGAGGAAAAGUUAAAGGAAAGAGUUCAGAGGCCACUUCUGCUUUGGCUGGCUUGCUGGAGGAGGAAGUUCGGUCUACAACUAGUCGUUUCACGGAUAAUGCUUGGAGAGGGGCUGAGGCUUACCACUUCUUUCUCCUGGCACAGAGGCAGCUCUAUGAAGGAUAUGUUGACACUGCAUUGAAGACAGCUCUUCACCUGAGAGACUAUGAAGACAUCAUUCCUGCGGUUGAGAUCUACUCUCUCUUAGCACUCUGUGCGUGUGCCAGUAGAGCUUUUGGUACCUGUUCAAAAGCUUUCAUUAAACUUGAAUCUUUAGAAACCCUCACUGCAGAACAGAAACAGCAAUAUGAAGACCUUGCUCUAGAAAUCUUCACCAAACACACUCCAAAAGAUAACAGAAAAUCUGAACUGAACAGCCUUCUUGAAGGUGGAGAAGGGAAACUGCCAACAUGCAUUGCCACAGGAAGCCCAAUCAUCGAAUAUCAAUUCUGGAUAUGCAAAGUAUGCAAACACUAUGUUCUUGCUCAGGAAAUCAGUAACUACAACUUCUGUCCCUUAUGCCACACUCCAGUGGAAUAA
Messenger RNA from Castor canadensis (American beaver), 3632 nucleotides. NCBI's taxonomy places the organism in Eukaryota, Metazoa, Chordata, Mammalia, Rodentia, Castoridae. The record is from RefSeq and is a predicted model, not a curated record.